CAACACGAACGUGGCCCAAGAAACUCAACGAUCAAGAAACAGAUGGCGCUAUAUCUAAAAGAAACGGCAGCAGCUGCAGCAGCAGCGGCAGCCGGUGAUCUACCUCCGCCGCAUCUCACCAAUGGUUAUCUGCCAGGGCCUGCUUUCUUUCACCCGUUUCUCAGCGUUGAGCCCUACCCGAGUAUCAUCGUCAGCCCCGCCGAUUACCCGAGCUUUUCACCUCAAGCCAUACCGUGCUAUCCAACUCCAAAGUACCUUCAUCAUGGCCAUGAACCGGUCACACUGAUGCCCUCUGUCGGUUCACCGGUCCCUCAUGAAUCCGUCUCGCCGAUGCCACCCGUAGGUUCGGUCGAAGCGAUCUGUGAGACCGCCGCUCGCCUUCUCUUCAUGAGCAUCAAAUGGGUUAAAAACGUUCCCGCCUUUAUCAGUUUACCGUACUCAGAUCAGCUCACGUUACUUGAAGAGGGUUGGAGAGAGUUGUUCAUCUUGGGAGCAGCGCAAUGGCAGAUGACAAUAGACGGGCCAGGUCUGAUGGCUUCAGCAGGUAUGAAACCCGACACAACACCAGCUGAGAAGUUAGCGGCAAUCUCUAGCGAGUUACCGUUGUUACAAGAAUUGAUCGCCAAGUUCAGACAACUCAACGUUGAUGCCACAGAAUAUGCUUGCUUAAAAGGCAUCGUCAUCUUUAAAACAGAUGUCAGCGGUGUGAAAGAAGGCUCAGCAGUCGUCAAACUCCAGGACCAAUCACAGUUGGCGCUCCGAAAGUACAUCACCGUCCGCCAUCCCUCCCAACCCUAUCGAUUCGGCAAGCUCCUUCUUCUGCUUCCUAGCGUCAGGGCGAUAAGGCCAACCACGCUGGAGCAGAUCUUCUUCCGAAAAGCCGUGGGAUCGACGCCCUUCCAUACGCUCCUGACAGAUCUGUACAAGAAUGAAAACUUCUAGGAAACGAUAUAGGACGUGAAACUGUAAAGUUUUGGAACAGCAUGUGGCAUUCACCUUGCGUUGGUUGACGUCGCUUCACUGCAGUUCAGUCGAAAUCUUUGCUCUACAUUAAUCAACGCUUGGAGACGAUGUUGACCUUCACUCUGCGUUGAUUAAUUGACGCAUGGAUACGUUUUUUUACAGUCACUCCGUUUUCGUUGACGCUUGACUGAGAACGUCGUUGCACUCCGGUUCUGUCGUCACAGUUACCUGGCCUUUGGUGUUAGCUGACGGUUGGAGACGUCGUUGACCUUUUCUUUGCGUUAGUUGAUGGUUGAAGACGUCGUUGAACUACAGCUCAGUCGUGAACUUCACUCUACGUUAGUUGAUGCUUGAAGACAUCGCUACGCCGCGCGGUUCGGUCGUGACUUUCACUUUGCGCCAAUAAAUGCCGCUUUGAGACGAAAUUGCAUGUGUUCACUAAUCAGUUCAGUCGCCAUGGUCGACUCCGCCACUCCCCGCCAUUUUACACCUGAAUAGGAUGUUGCACGGCAGACAGUCACAGCUCACUUGAGUUCAGUAACAACCUCUUAUCUGCGCCGGUCGGUUGACACUUGAAGACUUCUUUGAAUUGUCGACAUCGUCUGUAGAUCAGACUACCUAACGAUGACAAGCAUGGAGUAGAUAAUAGCGCAUAAUCAUUUUGUAUGCAUUCUCGCAAUUCACUUAAUAUGAUAAACAUUGUGAAAGCACCUUCAAGCGAUGCGAGAUUUAAAUGUAACUUAUGGAAAUGACAUUGACAUAAUCAAUGUGACACAAAUAUGCACAAAGCACCUGAUUUUACACGAAUCUUCAUUAACAUACCAUGUAGGCCGUUUGAUGUGAGCAAAUACACCUUUCAGAUAGAGUUUCUAACUUACAAGCAAGCAAUCGAUUUCUCUCCUUCACUCACAGUAAAAAAAAAUCCUCGAUCUUUUACUUCAACUGUUCUAAAUAAACAGUAUAAACCUUGAAUUAUACUUACAGAAUCUUGAGUCAAAUCGCCUGACCUCAAUUUAGAAAUGUUAUAUCUUUAAAAAAAUUGUUGCAUGAUCAAAUAGAAUACACAAUAAUUAUUGCACCAAUUAGAAAAACCCGAAAAUUUUCCAUGAAAGCAUUGAAAUGAAAAGUCGUCUACCAACAGCAUUGUUAUAACCACCAAUAAUACAAUUAUCAUUACCGAAAACAGAAUUAACCGAAUGUAUGAUUUAUGGAUCAAGCAUUAUUUUAGCUUUUUUACAUUAAAGCAGUUUAAAAAGUAGUCGUAAUUUCGCCGAAGAACAUGUAAAACUUGUUUAUUUGAGAACACAAUAUGUUGUACGUCAGAAGUUAGAAUAAAGAAGCCGUUUGGACUCAGUUCCUAUAAUGAUAUGAAAUAAUCCAAUAGGUAAUUUUUCACAGGACGAUAUACAAAUAUAGAUUAUUUGAAAAAUAUCAGAUUUAUAGUGGUAAUCUUAAUAGUUGUCAGAUUUUGUAAAUUAAUGAAUUUUGAGAUGAUCAAGAUUUAUUAAUAUAUGUGAUAACAAUAAUGAUCAUUCUAUUGAUUUAUUAAUUUUUAUCUAUUUCAAGUUUGGUAUGGCUCAUAUUAUAGAAAAUGAAAUGACCGUUUUAAGAUAAUUGCAUGACAAUCAUAGGCAUAAGCGCUCGUAAUGAAUUUAAAGACUUAGUCUAUAUGAAAAAAAAAUGCAAAGCUAAGCAUUGGUUUGGUUUCAAAGGGGGUAUAGUAUUCUUUUAAUUCCUUUUGAAUUAGUUUGAAUGAAUUGAAUUGCGUACUGAUUGGAAACGAUUUUUUUUCCACCAAAUCGUUCAGAGUAAAGUAUACAAUGAUUAACAUAUAAAUUAAUAUCACGAAUUGAGGAACUGACAAGAUAGUUGGAGUGAAGCACAUUCCCUAAUAACUAAUAAAUUUGACGUUUUUUGUGGAGGGGACUAUUCGUGGAGCGUUGUGGCCCAGUGGAUCGGUCUUCUGACUUUGGAGGGUCGUGGGCUCGAAUCCCAGCCAUGGCGUAAUUUCCUUCAGCAAGAAAUGUAUCCACUAUACUAUUAUUAUUCUGUCAGAUUUUGUUUUUAUAUGUUUUUAACUCCAAAAUAGACGCAAUACCUCAUACCUCAAAGAAAAAUCAGACAAGCAC
Molecule: messenger RNA, 3092 nt
Organism: Lytechinus pictus (painted urchin)
Lineage: Eukaryota; Metazoa; Echinodermata; Echinoidea; Temnopleuroida; Toxopneustidae
Product: nuclear receptor subfamily 2 group E member 1-like
Exons: 5
Coding region: 43-942 (299 amino acids)
Biological process (GO): negative regulation of transcription by RNA polymerase II
Cellular component (GO): cytoplasm; nucleus
Molecular function (GO): transcription factor binding; transcription corepressor activity
Source: RefSeq, a predicted model, not a curated record